Molecule: messenger RNA, 909 nt
Organism: Ostertagia ostertagi
Lineage: Eukaryota; Metazoa; Nematoda; Chromadorea; Rhabditida; Trichostrongylidae
Source: the annotation of a GenBank genome assembly
AUGCCCCGGCUGCCCGACCCCGUCACCGGCGAGGUCAAGCCGCUGCCCGCCGGCGGUGUGGCCCACCUCGCGACGGCUCUGGCCGACCUGAAGGCGAAGAACCCGGAUGCCGUCGUCAUCGCCGGCGGCGACCUCAUCGGCGCCUCGCCGCUGAUCUCCAACCUGCUGCGCGACGAGCCGACGCUGGCCGCCAUGUCCGAGCUCGGCAUCUCGGCCAGCGCCCUGGGCAACCACGAACUGGACGCCGGCCUGCCCGAACUGCUACGCAAGGCGCGCGGCGAGUGCGGCCCCGGCGACUGCGUCUGGCCCGGCUUCCGGGGCCCCGGCUUCCCCUACCUCGGCGCCAACGUGUUGGACGCCAAGACCGGCAAGCCGCUGCUGCCCACCCACGUCAUCCGGCAGGCCGGCGCGCUGAAGGUCGCCAUCGCCGGCGUCGCGACGCGGGACACUCCCACAGUCAUCGUCGCCAAGGCGAUCGAAGGUAUCCGCUUCGCCGACGAAGUCGACACGUUGAACGCGCUUGUGCCCCAGCUCAAGGCCGAAGGCGCGCAGGUGCUGGUGGCCGUCAUGCACGAAGGCGGCGUGCAGGGCCUGGGCGCCAGUGCCAACGAUGCGACAUACGCCUGCCCCACGCUGACCGGCCGCGUGCACGACAUCGCCAAGCGGCUGGACCCGGCCUACGCCAUCAUCGUCGGCGGCCACACCCACCAGGCCUACACCUGCAAGAUCGACGGCCGCCUCGUCGUGCAGGCCGGCAGCUACGGCGGCUGGAUCACCGAAAGCCGCCUCAAGCUCGACGCCAGCGGUCGCGUGCUCGACGCCCAGGCUGUCAACCACCCGGUGCUGCAGUCGGUCUACGCGCCCAACCCCAAGCUGGCCGAACUGGUCGCGCGCGCCGCGGCGCUGACC